Messenger RNA from Perognathus longimembris pacificus (Pacific pocket mouse), 3439 nucleotides. It is a transcript of the gene Dtx1, whose product is annotated as deltex E3 ubiquitin ligase 1. NCBI's taxonomy places the organism in Eukaryota, Metazoa, Chordata, Mammalia, Rodentia, Heteromyidae. Gene Ontology annotation, biological process: Notch signaling pathway; protein ubiquitination. The record is from RefSeq and is a predicted model, not a curated record. Gene Ontology annotation, cellular component: nucleoplasm. Gene Ontology annotation, molecular function: zinc ion binding; ubiquitin protein ligase activity.
UGCUGUGUCGUGCCGCCAGGGCCUGGGAGACAGGGCCCCCCCCCCCCCCGUCUUUCCCGCGGCCCCCCGAUCUCCCGGGCGCCCGGAGCUGCGGGGCGGAGACGGAGCCGGGAAGGGCCGCGCCCGAGACCGGCGGUCGCGCAGGACGCGCGGGCCGCGCCCCCGGCCCCCGCCCCUUUCCCAGGCGCCCUGCAAUCGCCCCUGCUGCCCAGCCCGUCGUGGAGAGGGGACGAGAGGGGCUGGGCUGCUCCUGCCCGCCCAGCGCCCUGGGACGCGGGCGCAGGAUCUGGGUCGCCGCAGAGAGGCCGGACCGGACCGGGCCGCGCCGCGAGCCCCAGGACGGAGCCUAGCUUUUGGGAGGCGCGCGGGGCGCUGACCCAGGUCCGCAGGCUGCCCUGGCCGCGCCGUCCUCCCGCAGGGCCCCGAGGCCUCAGCGGGGCGCAGAGCUUGGGGUCCCCGGCCUGCGCCCCGCGCCUCCCUCCCGGGACCCCCGCGCGCUGCGCCCCGGCGGCGCGAGGCUGAGGGCGCCAUGGCUCGGGCCGGGCCGGGCGCGGUGCCCGGCGGAGGUCUGGGCUUCCCCCCGCAGAACGUGGCCCGGGUGGUCGUGUGGGAGUGGCUGAACGAGCACGGCCGCUGGCGGCCCUACACGGCCACGGUGAGCCACCACAUCGAGAGCGUGCUCAAGGAGGACGCGCGCGGCUCCGUGGCGCUGGGCCAGGUGGACGCCCAGCUCGUGCCCUACAUCAUCGACCUGCAGUCCAUGCACCAGUUCCGGCAGGACACAGGCACCAUGCGCCCCGUGCGCCGCAACUUCUUCGAGCCGUCGUCGGCGCCGGGCAAGGGCAUCGUGUGGGAGUGGGAGGCGGACGGCGGCGCGUGGACGGCCUACGACAUGGACGUGUGCAUCACCAUCCAGAACGCCUACGAGAAGCGGCACCCGUGGCUCGACCUGUCCUCGCUGGGCUUCUGCUACCUCAUCAUCUUCGGCAGCAUGUCGCAGAUGAACCGGCAGACGCGCCGCCGCCGCCGCCUGCGCCGCCGGCUGGACCUGGCCUACCCGCUGACGGUGGGCGCCGUGCCGCGCUCUCAGUCCUGGCCGGUGGGCGCGGGCCCGGGCCGGCCCUGCUCGUGCGCGCAGUGCCUGCUGGUGGACUGCACGCGCGCCGCCUCCAACGCCGUGCUGGCCUCGCAGCGCCGCCGCGCGCCCCCGCCGCCGCCCGACGCCGCCGCGCGCGCCCCCGACGGCACGCCGCGCGCGCCCGCGCCGGCCGCGCGCGCUCUGCGCCCCAGCGCCACCUUCGCGGGCGCCGCGCUCUGGGCCGCGCCCGCCGCCGCGCCCGCCGCCGCCACCGCCGAGCCCGCGCCCCCCGCCAACGCCGGCCCCGCGCGGACCCCCGGAGCCCCCGACGCCGCGCCCGCCCCAGGACAGAACAACCUCAACCGGCCGGGGCCCCAGCGGGCCACCAGCGCCAGCUCGCGCGCCUCCAUCCCGCCCGGGGUCCCUGCACUCCCAGUGAAGAACCUGAAUGGUACCGGACCUGUGCACCCGGCCCUGGCAGGCAUGACCGGGAUCCUGCUGUGCGCCGCGGGGCUGCCCGUGUGCCUGACCCGCGCCCCCAAACCCGUCCUACACCCGCCACCCGUGAGCAAGAGCGACGUGAAGCCCGUGCCCGGCGUGCCCGGCGUGUGCCGCAAGACCAAAAAGAAGCAUCUCAAGAAAAGUAAGAACCCGGAGGACGUGGUCCGAAGGUACAUGCAGAAGGUGAAAAACCCCCCGGAUGAGGACUGCACCAUCUGCAUGGAGCGGCUGGUCACGGCGUCGGGCUACGAGGGCGUGCUGCGGCACAAGGGUGUGCGGCCAGAGCUCGUGGGCCGCUUGGGCCGCUGUGGCCACAUGUACCACCUGCUGUGCCUCGUGGCCAUGUACUCCAAUGGCAACAAGGACGGCAGCCUACAGUGCCCCACAUGCAAGGCCAUCUAUGGGGAGAAGACGGGGACCCAGCCCCCCGGGAAGAUGGAGUUCCACCUCAUCCCGCACUCGCUGCCCGGCUUCGCGGACACGCAGACCAUCCGCAUAGUCUAUGACAUCCCCACGGGCAUCCAGGGUCCUGAGCACCCCAACCCCGGGAAGAAAUUCACGGCCAGAGGCUUCCCACGCCACUGCUAUCUGCCCAACAACGAGAAGGGCCGGAAGGUGCUGAGACUGCUGAUCACAGCCUGGGAGCGAAGGCUCAUCUUCACCAUCGGCACGUCCAACACCACCGGCGAGUCGGACACUGUGGUAUGGAACGAGAUCCACCACAAAACCGAGUUUGGGUCCAACCUCACGGGCCACGGCUACCCGGAUGCCAGCUACCUGGACAACGUGCUGGCGGAGCUCACUGCCCAGGGUGUCUCCGAGGCUUCAGCAAAGGCCUGAGGCCCAGGCCGCUCAUCUUCCCUCCCGCUUCGCCCCUGCACCUCCAGCAGGUGGGCCCCGGCCACCCAGGUCCAGCACUGGGAGGAGCCUUCAGGAAGCCAGAAUUGUUCUGGGGACCUGGCUGGUGGCAGUCAGGGUGAUGGCCACACAGCAGGCCAGCUGACUCCGACUGGAAGUUUCCAGAGAGGGUGAGAGAGAUAGAGAGAGAGAGAGAGAGAGAGCUAGAAACCACAGUAACGUCCCUGCCAAAAAGACAGCAUCCUCACUCACAAACACGUGUCCUGUUGAACACACACACGCACGCACACCCACGUGCCUCUACCUUCCCCCACGCCAGGGGAGAAGAGAAAGACCCCCCUUUCCCGUGACACCCCCUGUGGAUCCCACCCGUGUUUCUGUGGCAGCUGCCCAUGCUGGUCUGCUCUCUGACUCAAGUGGGCAGUGACAAACCUGAGGGCCCCCAAGGGACAGAGGGAACCCUGCCACCCCUUCUGCCUCGCCUCCUGUGUCAUCUCUGCUACCCAGCGACUGGACAGAGGGCCUGUGGGGCGAAACCCUCACUGUAGCUUUAUACUGGGCGGACUGGAGCCAGCAGAGAGGUUCUUGUUUUGUGCGUGUGUCUGUCUUUGUCCUUUCCUCCCCCCUCCAACCUGCAGGCCUUACAUCUAUCCCAGAUAAAGGCACUUUUCUUCAUCCUGCCCCAUCUUGUCCACUGCUCUCCACUUUGCAUAAGACUUCAGGAGCAAGAGCAGGCGGCCUCCUCCGGGCCUGUACUGUACUUGGGAACGGGAGAGCUGGCAGCGAAGAGUUAACUCCCCUCUCCUGGGGGGCGGGGAGUGGGCGGCUGACCAUCUCCAGCCAACCAGAGGCCUGUUGCCUAGGCAACUCACCAGCUCCGCCUCUGUUGAUUGGCUGCCCAGGUGGAAGUCAGCCAAGAUUUAAAGGGAAGCCAGCUGAUUGCUCUUUUGAAAACCUACCAGUCCCACUGUGGGCGGAGAAAUAAAUGGUCUUUCUCCUCCU